Messenger RNA from Oncorhynchus masou masou (cherry salmon), 468 nucleotides. Its product is annotated as signal-induced proliferation-associated 1-like protein 1. Gene Ontology annotation, biological process: activation of GTPase activity; regulation of small GTPase mediated signal transduction. The transcript has 3 exons. Gene Ontology annotation, molecular function: GTPase activator activity. The record is from RefSeq and is a predicted model, not a curated record. NCBI's taxonomy places the organism in Eukaryota, Metazoa, Chordata, Actinopteri, Salmoniformes, Salmonidae. The annotation marks the transcript as partial. Gene Ontology annotation, cellular component: cytoplasm.
CUCACCACCCUGCGUGGGUCUAUCCUGGAGGAUGCGGUGCCAUCCACCUCAAAGCAUGGCCUGGCUCGGGGUCUACCCCUCAAAGAGGUGCUAGAUUACCUGGUACCAGAGCUGAACGCCCACUGUCUCAGACUGGCUCUCAACACACCUAAAGUCACAGAGCAGCUGAUGAAGCUGGACGAACAGGGGUUGAGUUUCCAGUUGAAGGUGGGGGUGAUGUACUGUGCGUCGGGACAGAGCAGUGAAGAGGACAUGUACAACAAUGAUUCGGCAGGUCCUGCCCUGGAGGAGUUCCUCCAGCUGCUGGGGGAGAGGGUCCGACUGAAAGGAUUCACCAAGUACCGAGCCCAGCUGGACACCAAGACUGACUCAACAGGGACCCACUCCCUGUACACUACCUAUAAGGACUACGAGGUGAUGUUUCAUGUCUCCACCAUGCUGCCCUACACACCCAACAGCAAACAACAG